AUGAACGCCGCGGGCGACUACUCCUCUGCCUACUGUAUCCUCUACACUGAUUCGUCCUACGCGGGACACGGCAUGACUUUCACCAUCGGCCGCGGCAACGAAAUCGUCUGCUCCGCCAUCUCCCUUCUCGCUCCCCUCGUCAUCGGUAAGGAUCUGGAUGAGCUCACCGCCGACUGGGGCAAGACGUGGCGCUACCUCGUCUCCGACAGCCAGCUGCGCUGGAUCGGCCCGGAGAAGGGCGUCAUCCACCUUGCGCUGGGCGCCGUCGUCAACGCGCUGUGGGACCUGUGGGCCAAGAUCCUCGGCAAGCCCGUGUGGCGCAUCGUCGCCGAGAUGACCCCCGAGGAGGUGGUCCGCUGCAUUGACUUCCGGUACAUCACUGAUGCGCUGACGCCUGAGGAAGCUCUCGCCCUGCUCAAGGAGGUCGAGCCCGGCAAGGCGGAGCGCAUCCGAGACGCGGAGCAGAACCGCGCCGUGCCGGCAUACACCACCAGCGCGGGCUGGCUGGGAUACAGCGAAGAGAAGCUCAAGGCGCUGCUGGCGGACAGCGUGGCGCAGGGAUACAGACACUUCAAGCUGAAGGUGGGCGCGAACCUGGAGGAGGAUAAGCGGCGGUUGACGAUUGCCCGCGAGGCCAUCGGCUACGAUAAAGGCAACAUCCUCAUGGUAGACGCCAAUCAGGUGUGGUCGGUGCCGGAGGCGAUCACCUGGAUGAAGGAGCUGGCGCAGUUCAAGCCGUGGUUCAUCGAGGAGCCGACGUCACCGGACGACAUCCUCGGCCACGCCGCGAUCAAGAAGGCGCUUGAGGACACGCCCUAUGGGCCCAUCGGUGUCGCCACGGGCGAGAUGUGCCAGAACCGCGUCAUUUUCAAGCAGCUCCUGCAGGCGGGAGCGCUGACCGUGCUGCAGGCUGAUGCCUGCCGUGUUGGCGGUGUCAACGAGGUGCUGGCGAUCCUCCUGCUGGCGCGCAAGUUCGGUGUGCCUAUCGUGCCGCACUCCGGUGGUGUCGGUCUUCCGGAGUACACGCAGCACCUGAGCACGAUCGACUACGUUGUGGUUAGUGGGAAGCGCAGCGUGCUGGAGUAUGUGGACCACCUGCAUGAGCAUUUCGUGCAUCCGUCCAGCGUCAAGGAUGGAUACUACGUGACGCCGACGGAGCCCGGUUACAGCGUCGAGAUGAAGGCGGACAGCAUGGAUGCGUUCUCAUAUCCUGGUGAGGAAGGCAAGAGCUGGUGGAAGUCCGAAGCGGCCAAGCCUAUUCUGGAGGGACCUCGGAUAUAG
Aspergillus terreus NIH2624 is the source of this 1281-nucleotide messenger RNA. Its product is annotated as mandelate racemase/muconate lactonizing enzyme family protein. The record is from RefSeq and is a predicted model, not a curated record. NCBI's taxonomy places the organism in Eukaryota, Fungi, Ascomycota, Eurotiomycetes, Eurotiales, Aspergillaceae. The coding region runs from base 1 to 1281 and encodes 426 amino acids. Gene Ontology annotation, molecular function: magnesium ion binding; hydro-lyase activity. The transcript is spliced from 2 exons. Gene Ontology annotation, biological process: carbohydrate catabolic process; amino acid catabolic process.